CCCCCGCCCAUCGCCAUGGAGACUCGGCGCCCGCCUCCCCAGGCGCAUCCCGGAAGCGGGAGUCAGGCGCCUGCGCGGACUUGGGAGGUGGGGCCCGGCGGGAGGCACCUGGGCAGGUUCUUCUCGGGAGGAAGAAAGGAGGCAGGGAGGGAGCGAGGGACGGACGGACGGACGGGGCCCCGCGAGGGACACACUGCCUCUGCUCCGCCGCCGCCGCCAUGCCGGCAGGGGAAGCUGCGCCUCCAGAAAUGGUAUCUGGCCACCUCGGACAAGGACAAGAAGAAGAUGGUCCGGGAGCUCAUGCAGGUGGUCCUGGCCCGUAAGCCCAAGAUGUGCAGCUUCCUCGAGUGGCGAGACCUCAAGGUGGUCUACAAAAGGUAUGCCAGCCUCUACUUCUGCUGUGCCAUCGAAGGCCAGGACAAUGAACUCAUCACCCUGGAGCUGAUUCACCGAUACGUGGAGCUGCUGGACAAGUACUUUGGCAGUGUGUGUGAGCUGGACAUAAUCUUCAACUUUGAGAAGGCGUAUUUCAUUCUGGACGAAUUCCUGAUGGGGGGCGAAGUGCAAGACACCUCCAAGAAGAGUGUCCUGAAGGCCAUCGAGCAGGCAGACCUCUUGCAGGAGGAGGACGAGUCUCCCCGAAGUGUCCUAGAGGAGAUGGGGCUGGCAUAGCUGGUCACCACCGAGGGAUCCAGGCUGUUGCUGCUCCUCACUGCCACAAUGCGCCCCUCCCACAGCUGCCCCAUGGCAUGAGAGGCAAGGGGUUGCCGCAGCCUGGGGCAGCCCACAAGGCCUUUGGAAGGCUCCGUUUCGUGGUGGGCUGAAGGAACCCACAAGCUGUACUUGUAAAUACCGGGUUCCCUAGUUCUUUGGAGAGGGGUGGCCUUUCAUGCCUUCCCCCUGUGCUCGGGAAGGCAUUUGCUGGGCUGGGGCUUUAACUCUUUGCCACUUUCCCCUCUGUUCGUCAUGCGGCCCCCGCUUCCCACUGAUCUGUUCACACCAGCAACGCGGCUCUUCCUCCUGCCCCCCCCAAACCUGUGACUCACCCAGUGCAGCACUUGACUGAUCGCGGGUGGCAGUGACGGUGCGACACUUUCCCGCUCACCCACCUCUUUCUGACUGUGGCUGGUGCUGGGGGGCAGUGGGAAAGGUCCUCCCCGUCACCAGCUGGACAGCAGCUUCCCCUUGUCUGCGUGAUGCCCUCCAGAGGGGGAGCCGGGCGGUGGGCGGUAUUUCUAGCCCUCCCUCUCCUCUUUUGUCAGGCAUGCUCUCUCCAGUCCAAGAGGAUUGGACAUGUCUUCCCUGGAUUUUUUGGAAUAAAGCGUGUGUGGGAGCUCCUGG
Messenger RNA from Pogona vitticeps (central bearded dragon), 1341 nucleotides. The record is from RefSeq and is a predicted model, not a curated record. Lineage: Eukaryota; Metazoa; Chordata; Lepidosauria; Squamata; Agamidae.